AAACAAAACAAAACAAAGGUUCAAUGCAGAGGAUAAGAGUGACUGCGAGAGAGACAGAGAGACGGCGACUGAGACAGAGAGAAGAUUGGAGAAGAAGAAGAUCGCAGAAGAAGAAGAACGAAGAAGAAAAAUGAAGAAUGAAGCAGUGAAGUCGUACCUUAGAUAACAGCCGACGAGCGACAAGCGAAGACGAGCGACCACCGAAAAUGGACCAGGUUCAUUGUCCAUGGAUUUUUCCUAUUUUUGAUCCCGAGUUGGAUGAUAUCAGCCCUGAAGACAUAGCAAGUGCAUUGGAGGUGUUUAGGAAUUAUGACAAGCCUUUAAAGGAAGAUUGUAAAACGCAGCUUACCUUGGAGUUGACACAUGAGAAAAGUUGUCAUAUUCUUGACACUUUGGUUUUAGAGGCUUUGAGGGGCGUCAACAUUAAAGAGCUAGAAAAAAAUUUACCAAAGACAUCAGAUGUGUUUCUCUCUGACGAUGUUAAAACUGCGUGCUCAGUUUUAGCUGAUGGCAUAAUCCUUAUUAAUCGUCUUCCUAUCCAAGUUUUGCAAAAACAAGCGCCCCUUCAAGUCCUCCAAGGUUGUUUUCUAUUCCUCCAAAAAUAUUUGACUACGUAUGUUUUGUCUACAAUCACUCUCCUACUUGCGUCCUCCCUUCAGGGGGAGCCUUGGUAUGACGUGAUUCCUGUGAUUCCUAUAGUGGAACCAGUUGUUCUUGCACCACCACCUCCUACUGGGACUACAGAACCCAAUGUCACCAAGGAUAGGGAAGGGCAAGUUUAUGCUAGGGACAAAGACAAACAUAAAGUUAAUUGGAUAUAA
Messenger RNA from Camellia sinensis, 821 nucleotides. NCBI's taxonomy places the organism in Eukaryota, Viridiplantae, Streptophyta, Magnoliopsida, Ericales, Theaceae. The record is from RefSeq and is a predicted model, not a curated record.